CCGCGAUUAUGACUGGACGUCUACUUUGAGAGGAAUUAAUGUGUAUGUAUAUACUAUUUCCCUAAUCACCAUCGUCUCUAUUGAACAUCAGAGGUGUAAUUUGUUGUGAAGGAGUUUUUUCCCCGGAGUCUUAUCGAUUUUGAGAACAGAACAAUAGUUUUCAUCUCUCGGUGAAGUGCAUAGUUUCACUUUGAUAUUUCUUUUGUGUAUGGAUAACAGUAAUACGCAUUUAAAGAAACUUUUGCUGCAUUUUGAUUUAUUAUUAACAAAUGACGCGAAAUGAUCAAGUGAAGAACAAGACAUCUAUUGAAAAUCAUGCCGCGUAUACGGAGAAAUCCUUCCGGGGGAUAUUCCUAUAUACGGUCAUUGUUUCAGGCUUGCUAUGACAAUCCGUUGUUCCAACAAGAAGAGGCGAAGUUCAAUUUAGAUGGUACCCUUGAAAAGAAACCACGCUCUAAAGACUAUGCCCCGGCUGACGAAAUCCCAGAGAUCAAAUUUAAGGAAAAGGACGAAGCGACGAAAAAACGAAAGCUAUGCAUCAUCGGCUUCAUUAUUUGCUGUGUCGCCGUGAUUGGAUUUUUAGUUGGAUAUUUAAUUAGUUCCGCACAAAGAAAAGACACCACACACCCCAAUGAUUACGCAACCACCACACCUACACACGUGCCUUUGUUUUCCUACCAAACAGACACAUUUAACGGAAGCCUGAUUAUAAUAGCUGGACCCUAUUCCUCCUACAAUACAGAUUAUUCAGAAAAACAGUCGAUAGCUUACCAGUAUUUUUCUAGGACAUUUUUAUAUCAGAUGAGUUUAAUAUUUACACAAAGUCCAUAUCGAUCACAAUUCAGUUCUACGACUAUUAACGAGAUCAGACCAGAAAAUGGACAACUGACUGGCGUCCACUUUACCAUAAAGUUAACAUCAUCAAUAAAUGUCUACAAUUGGACAGAAUCAUCGCUGGUGUCGCUGCUUGUUUCCGGUUUUCGAAGUGGAGUGAUUGGAGCGUCACCAAAUUCAAUAAAAAUUACAGCACUCAGGAAAAUUUUGCCAACAACUCCGCCUGUUGUACCAGGACAGUGUUAUGAAGUAAACAUCAACCAAUGCAAAAACCAUACAGCUUAUAGUCUGACAACCCUACCAAAUGCAUUCGGUCAUACUACGCUAUUGGAAGUGACAGCAUCUUCGUCCAAGUACCCCGAAAUUUUUGAAGAUCAAUGUUAUGGAUAUGCUAAAGAUUUCUGGUGCUCGGUGUAUAAUCCUGAAUGUAAAAAUGGACAACCUGUACUGCCAUGCAAACAAUAUUGCCAAGAUGUUAAAUCAGCCUGCGAGAAUACUUCAUUUCCGUUAGAUUGCAACAGUCUACCAAUUUCCAACUGCAGAGAAAACCCAUUCAAACCUGGAAAAUGUGUGGAUGUACCAUUUGGCCAAUAUUACAAUGCCUGCAUUGAUUUGGGAUUUAGUCAAUCGGCAUUUCCAAAUUAUAAUCUUGAUAUCAACUUUCCGAGCCACAAUAUGAUGCUGGAAGUAAUUACUUAUUUACAGAAGACAACACAGUGUUACAAACACUCGCAGUUGUUUGGUUGUUCUGUAUUUGUUCCGAAAUGUUCCGGAACAGAGGUUGUUUUUCAGCAUGCUAUUCCGCCCUGCAGGUCGCUUUGUGAAGAAUACAAGAAGAACUGUUUUGUGUUCUGGGAGAUCUUUGCUAGUCCCUGGCCUCAGAACCUGACGUGUUCAUCACUGCCUGAUGUAAACGACACCUCUGUAUGUAUCGGUUACCAAGAGGCUCACGAACCUCCAGAUAUAAAGGAAUGUCAGCCAAACCAGAUAUCAUGUGACACUGAUCGUUGUAUCGAUGUAUCGUUCUUAUGUGACGGUUAUAGUGACUGUGAAGAUACUACAGAUGAAGCUCAGUGUGCCUCCUGCUCCACUGCAGAAUACAAAUGUAACCCGGCAUCCAACCUAUGCAUCCAGAAGUCCCAAGUCUGCAAUGGAAUUUCAGAUUGUUAUGAAGAAUUAGAAGAAGCCGAAUGUAUAAAACUUGGGAACGGAUCAGACAGUGGUGUUGUUCAGAUUUAUAAUCAUGUCACAGAUAACUGGGAAGAAGUCUGUGCAGAGAACUGGAAUGACACAUUUGGUGAAAUUGUCUGUCAACAACUAGGAUAUAGGGGUAUCAAGACAACACGAUUUCAGACCAAGAGUGCCGUCACGGCCAAGUUAGAUUUACAAAACGUGAAUGAAUCAGCUAACCUGCACUAUCUACAGUCCUUCCUAAAGAAAAGUGCUUCGUGCGCCGGAGACAACGUGGUCAAUCUAGCGUGUGGUGAUAUAAUUUGCGGAACACGGCCAGCACAUUUCUCUUCCCCUCUACGUAUUGUGAAUGGGGACCAAGUCAAGCCCGGUACAUGGCCCUCGCAGGUGGGAUUAUAUGGAGGCAGAAAUAUGCGAUACUUUUGUGGAGGCAGUAUUCUCAAUCAAAACUGGAUAGUUACUGCCGCUCAUUGUCUGGGAGGCAAAUCAACAAUAGAUGAUUUAACAAUAGUUGUUGGCAACACCAGACGAUUUGCCUAUAAUAAAUAUAGACAACUAAAGACUGCUAGUUCUUUGUAUGUCCACGAGGGGUAUUCCUCAGAAACAAUGAGGAACGACAUAGCACUGAUAAAACUGGCGUCCCCUGUGUACUUCAAUGAUUACGUCAGACCCAUGUGUUUACCUGUCAACACCUCGGCAGUUGGAACACGUUGCUUUGCAGUCGGUUGGGGUAAAGCUUCUGAAAAGGCUGUUGAUUAUGAGCCAGUUUUGCGACAAGUUGGUCUUGAUGUGGCAUCUUGGCAAGGCUGCAAACAUGCAAUAGCUACUUCCGGUAUUCCAUCUCCUUAUGAGCUGUCAAAAGAUAUGUUAUGUGCAGGCGGCAGUAGAGGCCACGACUCAUGUCAGGGAGAUAGUGGUGGUCCUUUACUCUGCCAUCAAGAAAACGAAUCGGACACGUGGUACAUGGCGGGAUUGACGUCAUGGGGAAUACGAUGUGCAUUACCAAACGUUCCAGGGAUCUACACCGAGGUUUAUAAAUUCAUUGACUGGAUAAGAAAUAUCACUAACUCCGAGCUUCCCCUUCCGUCAUGAAAUAUGCACCCAUCGUUCGAGUCGCCAUAAUUGAAAUACGCCUUGGUGUUUUAUAAAGAAUUGCAAGAAGUUAUUGAAGAAAAAAGAAAUCCAUAUUAGAUAUAUGUAUCAUUUAAUAUCGUCACGAUCUCAUAACAUAUUUUUCAAUAUUGUUUUUCUAUUCUUGCGUGAUAUUUGUCAACAUACGAGUCCUACACCCAAAACAUUUAUCUUGGAUACCUAUAUGUAGAGGAGAACGCAAUUAUGUUUUCAGUGUUGCAUGCAUUUCUGUUAUUCGGCAUUACUCGUGUCUCUUCUUCGUUCGAAUGAAUACGUGUAUCAUGGUAGUACAUGCAUUAUCUGUAUUAACCAUUGUCUCUCUAAAGAGAUUAUGUAAUUUAGCUAAACAACUCGUACAGCUCCCCAGUCACUGAAAAGGGAAGCUUUACUUAAAAUUCAAGCUGGUCCAGAGUUCUGGGUCUAUUGAUCAGGAGAUUAUACUAAUUCGAGAUAAUCUGUUUACAAAGAAAGAAGUCAUACAUCGAUCAGCCACAUUGUAUCAAACAGAUUCCAUUAAUUUGAAAUGUAAAAUAUAACUUUUAGCCAUCACGAUUCGACAUUUCAGAAUUGGCAAAUAUUGCUUUACUGAGAGAUUUUUUUUAAAUAAAUGAUAUAACACCAUAAAACCUUUUUGAUUUGAAUUUACUCGAUGGAUGUAAAAUAAAUUCAAAAUAUGAAACGACAUUUAGUACCUUCAAAAUUAAAAACGUGACGUAUCUACAUAUUAAUCAGAGGAAUAACGUCUGAGAAUACAAAGUGGACGUGUAAACAUUGUAAUGAUAUAUUUCUACUUGAGUUUUAUACAUCCAUAGGCUAUAUGGCAGGGAGUAUAUCGUAUUGUAUAUAACAUGUGCAAUGAAUACUAUCGUUAUCUGGAUGGUAUGUUAUAUAUCAUUUGUUAAUAAAGAGAGUUAAUAUUUAUAUAUUGUAUGGCUGUAUCUUAUAUUUGUACAAGACUGAAAUAUGUAUCAGCAACAUCUGUUUAUCAACAUGUUUUGCAAAUUAUUAAUUUUUACGACACUGUAGAUCUACAUUUAAAUAAAAAUUACAUUACGUAUAUUUAGAAAUACUCUUAA
Ostrea edulis (European flat oyster) is the source of this 4232-nucleotide messenger RNA. RefSeq names its product atrial natriuretic peptide-converting enzyme-like. NCBI's taxonomy places the organism in Eukaryota, Metazoa, Mollusca, Bivalvia, Ostreida, Ostreidae. Gene Ontology annotation, biological process: proteolysis. Gene Ontology annotation, molecular function: protein binding; serine-type endopeptidase activity. Gene Ontology annotation, cellular component: membrane. The transcript has 20 exons. The record is from RefSeq and is a predicted model, not a curated record. The coding region runs from base 316 to 3117 and encodes 933 amino acids.